This is a messenger RNA of Polyodon spathula (Mississippi paddlefish), 876 nucleotides long. Its product is annotated as taste receptor type 2 member 106-like. The record is from RefSeq and is a predicted model, not a curated record. Gene Ontology annotation, cellular component: membrane. The coding region runs from base 1 to 876 and encodes 291 amino acids. The transcript has a single exon. Lineage: Eukaryota; Metazoa; Chordata; Actinopteri; Acipenseriformes; Polyodontidae. Gene Ontology annotation, biological process: sensory perception of taste; G protein-coupled receptor signaling pathway. Gene Ontology annotation, molecular function: G protein-coupled receptor activity.
AUGACGCCCGUUGUCUUGGGUGAGUUGGUUGGUGAUGGAUUAUUGGCAUGUCUGGGGGUUGCUGGGAACACAUUCAUCCUCAGCAGUAAUGCCUGGCACUUUUGGAGUGGAGCAAGAGAGAAGCCAGGUCACCUCCUUGCUGGAGAAAUGACAAUCUCAUGCAUCGCUGUUGCCAACUUGCUCAUGAAUCUGAUUGGCUUCCUGUGGUUUGUGAUAAAGACCUUCCACUUGGAAUGCCUGUUUGGGAAUGUAGCAUACAAGUGUAUAAUUUAUUCUCUCAUAGUGACUGGGGCAUGCAGCUUUUGGUUCACCAACUGCCUGUGUGUCUUUUAUCUGGUGAAGAUCAUCAACGUCCCCAACGCCUUCUUCAUCAGACUGAAGCGUAAUAUCUCCGUCCUGACUUCCACAUUUCUAGUCAUCACUUUUACCUUCAUCCCUACCAUUUUGUCUUUUCAGUUCCACCAAACAAACAUUUCGGAAGCCAACGGAAAUGUUUCUGAGUCAGCCUGCAAUGUAUACAUGACAAAUUAUAUCCCCACUGGGAUUCAGAUCUUGAGUGGGGUCCUGCUGCUCUACCUGCCUGCAGGCAGCAUGGCAUAUGUCUGUGUCCGGAUCGUGGUCUACCUGCACCAUCACAUUAAGAGGAUGAAAAGAAGCAGUUAUUCUGAAACUCCUUUAUCUUCUUCUCUACAGGCCCAAAUCAGGAUCUCCAGAAUGAUCACCUGUUUGGUCAUCGUCUACUUGCUCUGUGACACAGUCCUUUUCCUGGUUCUCUUGGGCAGAUUAUUUUUUAUGCAACAACAAUUUGAUUCACACCUUCGGGGCUUUUGCUAUUUCUGCUUUCACCGGGGGCACAGCCUCCAUAAUAAUUUUUGA